This is a messenger RNA of Macrosiphum euphorbiae (potato aphid), 312 nucleotides long. The record is from the annotation of a GenBank genome assembly. Lineage: Eukaryota; Metazoa; Arthropoda; Insecta; Hemiptera; Aphididae.
AUGUCCCUUGAAAAAGAAUUGGGAAAUGUAUUAAAAUCUAAACCAUCCAUGAAAGGAAUGAAAAAUAUGGAGGAAAACACUGAUCCUGCUGCGCAGCCUCUUAUUUGGGUUAGUAAAUGGGUGGACUUUUCCAAUAAAUAUGGAUUUGGAUAUGAGUUGUUUGAUGAUUGUGUUGGUGUUAUGUUCAAUGAUUUUACCAGAAUAGUACAUUUAGCCAAUCUAAAAGAUGUCCAUUACAUAGAAAGAAGUGGUUCUGAACAAUACCAUACAACUGAUCAUACCCCACCUGCGUUGGAAAAAAAAAUGAAGUAA